This is a messenger RNA of Aspergillus oryzae RIB40, 2112 nucleotides long. RefSeq names its product bifunctional molybdopterin adenylyltransferase MobB/molybdopterin molybdotransferase MoeA family protein. Gene Ontology annotation, molecular function: molybdopterin molybdotransferase activity. The transcript is spliced from 4 exons. The record is from RefSeq and is a predicted model, not a curated record. Lineage: Eukaryota; Fungi; Ascomycota; Eurotiomycetes; Eurotiales; Aspergillaceae. Gene Ontology annotation, cellular component: cytoplasm; cytosol. Bases 1 to 2112 code for a protein of 703 amino acids. Gene Ontology annotation, biological process: Mo-molybdopterin cofactor biosynthetic process; molybdenum incorporation into molybdenum-molybdopterin complex.
AUGGCAGAUCCAACAUUACAGCCCGCAAUACUAAUCGUAUCAGACACUGCUUCGGAAGAUCCGUCCACAGACAAGGUUGUCGAUGCCCUAACACCACUCUUACUAACCACAGACCAAAGUCCCUGGAAGACACCAUUUUCCAACAUCGUUCCCGAUAAUGUACUCGAUAUACAAAGGAGCAUAUGUGACUGGACAGACGGGCAAGAUGCCGUUAAUCUCGUGCUCCUCAGUGGUGGCACAGGGUUCACUAGUCGGGACAACACACCUGAGGCGGUGACCCCUCUCCUCCAUCGUCAUGCUCCUGGACUUGUGCAUGGCAUGUUGGCUGCCUCGUUAAAAGCCACGCCAUUCGCGAUGAUGUCUCGACCUGUCGCAGGAGUCCGAAAUGGGACAGUGAUAGUCACUCUUCCUGGGUCGCCAAAAGGGGCAAAAGAAAACCUAGACGCUAUUGUGAAACUUCUUCCUCACGCAUGCAUCCAGGCAGCCGGCGCAAACUCCAGACUUCUUCACGCUGGCGGCAUGCAGACACUUGAAGCAGAAGCCGGUGUCUCUUCGGGUAAUAACCUAGAGAGCAGGGCCGAGAAUUCUCAUGCCCAUCAGCCACAACUUGGGCAUAGUGAUUGUGGGCACUCCCAUCAUCGCGGAAAUAAUACAACAAAGUCGAAUGACACGAGUGAGGGGCCGAGCCGCCGGAAUCGUCUAUCACCGUACCCAAUGCUGUCUGUCGAUGAAGCUCUCUGGCGCAUUAGUCACCAUACCCCUGACCCUGUUGUAGUUGAGGCCCCAGUAACACCUGCCUUAGUUGGAUCAGUGAUUGCUGAGGAUGUCUACGCUGCAGAGGCUGUGCCAGCUUAUCGAGCUAGUACUGUAGAUGGAUAUGCAGUAAUCGCCCCUGACUCGACUUCAGAAAAUAUGACUUCUACGACGGGGACUAAGGGCAUUUUCCCCGUUGCCUCAGUUGCGCACGCUAAUUCCAGUGAUUUUGCUCCUCCGUUGGAAAGAGGCACCAUUUCGCGUAUUACUACGGGUGCACCGCUGCCUCCAAACGCAAACGCGGUGGUUAUGGUUGAAGACACUCUUCUGCACUCCUCCACACCAGAUGGGACCGAAGAAGCCACGGUGGAAAUUCUGGCGGAUGAUAUCAAACCAAACGAGAACGUACGGCAGCCAGGUAGCGACAUUGAGCUGGGCUCGAUGAUCCUUCGAAAGGGCGAUAUUGUCACACCUGUUGGCGGUGAAAUUGGGCUUCUCGCAGCAACUGGCACACACACGGUCAAAAUUUAUAGGAAGCCUUGCAUUGGCGUCAUGAGCACUGGGGACGAACUAGUCCCAUACGAUGAUCCGCAAAGACUUCAUGGUGGCCAAAUCCGUGAUUCUAAUCGGAUUUCCCUGCUAUCAUGUCUAUCGUCUUGGGGGUUUCCAAUUGUUGACUUGGGAAUCGCUCCUGAUACCCCUGCCGGAGAACUCGAGGAGCGGCUACGUGACGCGGUCCAUAGGGAAGAGAAUAGUGUCGACGUGAUUAUCACGACAGGCGGGGUCUCGAUGGGCGAACUAGACCUCCUCAAGCCAACCAUCGAACGGUCACUCGGUGGCACGGUGCAUUUCGGUCGUGUCUCCAUGAAACCCGGGAAACCAACUACCUUUGCCAGCAUCCCCGUCAAGCGGUCCCCUGUUCAAACGGACGAUGCACCGAGAACAUGGGGAAAGAAACUCAUUUUCUCACUACCUGGAAACCCAGCCUCGGCCUUGGUCAGCUUGCACUUGUUUGUGCUACCCUGUCUGCACAAGCUCAUGGGUAUGGGUCAAGGAAGGCUCUCUCCAGGAUCCGGGCCAGUGCCAGGGCUUCCUGUCGUGACUGUCACUCUGAUGCAUCAGUUGCCGUUGAACCGCGAGCGUACGGAAUAUCAUUGCGCUAUUGUUAGGGCAUCCCAAGCAGAUGGACUACUGUAUGCUUGUAGCACGGGGGUGAGCGUUACGGGACAGCGGAGCUCAAGGGUUGGAAAUCUGGCGUAUGCGAAUGCUCUUUUGGUAUUGAAACCUGGACAUGGAUACAUUGAGAAGGGUACGCUGGUAGAAGCCUUGAUUAUGGGCCCUAUACGGUCAGGGGUAUAA